GCCUCUUCCCUAGGCAUGACCCAUUGUGCUGUCCCAUCUAUGAUAGUGGUUCAGGUUUCGGCCAAAAGAGAAGCAGGGAAGGAAGCACAAAGUAGAACGGGAAAAAUGAAGCUGGAAGUGUAUGCUGAUCGAAUGUCCCAACCAUCUCGCGCUGUCAUCAUCUUCUGCAAGGUAAAUGGUAUAGAUUAUACGGAGCUCAAGGUAGAUAUCUCAAAGAGAGAGCAUUUGACUCCUGAAUUUGCUGAAAUCAAUCCCAUGAAACAGCUGCCUGCCAUUGUUGACGGAAAAUUUAAGUUGUUUGAGAGCCACUCCAUUCUUAUAUAUCUUGCUUGUGCGUUUCCUGGAGUUGCAGAUCAUUGGUAUCCAGCUAAUCUUUUCAAGAGAAGUAAGAUACAUUCGGUGUUGUAUUGGCAUCACUCCAACUUACGUCGUGCUGCAGAUACAUAUGUUACUAACACUACAAUAUUACCCGCGCUUGGCCAUCCAUCGAAUCAACAAGCAGCUGCUGAAGCUGAGAAACUUCUCUUCUCAUCUUUGUCAAAGAUAGAGUCCUUUUGGUUGAAGGGUGAUGGGCCAUUUUUGCUGGGUAGGAAUCAACCCUCCAUAGCUGAUCUUAGCCUUGUUUGUGAGCUAAUGCAACUUGAGGUUUUGGAUGAGAAGGAUCGUGAGAGGUUAUUGGGUCCAUACAAGAAAGUUCAGCAGUGGAUUAAGCAUACAAGGAAUGCUACGAGUCCUCACUUUGACAACGUGCAUAAUAUCCUCAUGAAAGUCAAAGAAAAACUAAAAAAUAAGCCGUUAAUGGAAGCAAAUCAUGGAGGUGCGCGUGACAUCCAAAAGCGAUUGCGUUCAAGAAUAUGACAUGUGAAAGAAAACUGAAUAAAUCAUGGAGUCCCCAGCUUUUGUGUUGUCUUGGUAUGAAUAAAUUGGAAAUGAAAGGAAGAAAGUAUGGAUGUAAGCCUUCUGGCUUGGAUGAAGGGUUUUUGAAACAUUUAUUGAAGGUUUCAACGAAAAUAAAAAUCUUUAAAUCAAGUUCAUUCCUUCUGCA
Messenger RNA from Gossypium raimondii (Peruvian cotton), 1045 nucleotides. RefSeq names its product glutathione S-transferase T1. NCBI's taxonomy places the organism in Eukaryota, Viridiplantae, Streptophyta, Magnoliopsida, Malvales, Malvaceae. The transcript has 8 exons. The record is from RefSeq and is a predicted model, not a curated record. The coding region runs from base 16 to 858 and encodes 280 amino acids.